This is a messenger RNA of Clonostachys byssicola, 300 nucleotides long. The record is from the annotation of a GenBank genome assembly. Lineage: Eukaryota; Fungi; Ascomycota; Sordariomycetes; Hypocreales; Bionectriaceae.
AUGUAUUUCCCUCAUCUGGCCUUCCGCGACUUCCAUCCAUGUCAUACUCGUAGCUAUGUGCCUGAGCUUCGGGCGCUCCCAGCAGUGCGACGCUACGGCGCUGCUGGUCGCUUGUACAUCUGGGAGGGAGGCUGGACCUCGGCCUUGUACCUGGUCACCUUGGCAGUGCGUAGCGGUACUUCUGAGACGCCGCUCUGCAUGCACAACUCGCGGCUGCUAACCCCCCUGGAGCUUGCAUCUGUUCCCUUCCCAGGUACUGUACCUCCACUUCUGCACCAAGGCGCCCCUGAUUGGGACUAG